AGAUUUGAAUUUGAACUCUAAUAGGAAGAGAAGGUUGUCUAGGGGAUCAUGUUCUCUAUCCAGAAAUGGAAGUGUUCAUGGUCCACAGUGGCUGCAGUUGCUUCAAUUGUGACAUUGGUUUCAGUUGUUCAUUUAUUCCUGUACCCGGUUGUGCCCUCCUUGGAUUACCUUAGGACAUUUCAGAAUUCUUGUGUCAAUAUAAAUAGAUCCAAUGAAGCAGAAAAAAUUAUUCUGAAAGAUGAUAAGUCAGCUGAAAGUAGCCAGAAGAAUACAACAGGCAAUAUAUCAACUGAUGGAAGUGAAAGGAAUGUUGAUACAAGGGCGACGCCAAUGAUUGAUCUGAAUGUCAAAUUUCCUGUUGAUUUACAGAAUGCUAUGGUAUAUCGAGGUGCUCCACGGAAGGGUGAGGUUAGCCGGUGGUUAGCUGGUUGCAACUCAAAUACUUCUACAGUUAAAGUCGUUGAGACUUUCUUGACCUUGAAACUCAGCGGAAGGGCAAGGCUAAGGAGUGAUUGUUGGUGUAUUGCUGUUCGGCCAUCCACAGUUCCAGGUUGGAUCUUUUUCUGUCUCCUGUGGCUGAUAGUCGCUGUCAGGACUUCUUCGAGUCUACAGGGUGAGCACGAGAUGUCAGUUCCUUGAAGACUCCUCCUUAUUUAUGUCUUACUUUCCCAUCCUGAGACAUAUACAGAUUUGAUGUAGUAUUAUAUUUCCAUACUUGUAUAUUUCAAAUUCUAGAUGCUCUUGUAUGGCUUAGACCAGACCCUGGGUGUAUUUCUUUAUUUCCGCACUUUUUCUAUUUUAUUAUCGUAAGACUUACAUGAUUAUUAUCUU
Lycium barbarum (goji berry) is the source of this 831-nucleotide messenger RNA. RefSeq lists its product as uncharacterized. NCBI's taxonomy places the organism in Eukaryota, Viridiplantae, Streptophyta, Magnoliopsida, Solanales, Solanaceae. The coding region runs from base 49 to 639 and encodes 196 amino acids. The record is from RefSeq and is a predicted model, not a curated record. The transcript has 3 exons.